AUGUCUAUCGAUCUCAAUCACAAGAGUCUCACCCGCAGAUUGAUCAACGUCACGUCCCUGCAAAACAAGUCUGCGCUCAAGGACAGCAGUUGGGAUGUCAAUUGGGGCCUGAAAAAUCCAGUCACAGGAGUCGAUCGAGCGCAAUGCGGCGACUCUGUGGGGUGGGGAAGUUGGGGGAGCACGGACAAGGAAGCUGUCAACAGGUUCCAUGGGCAAGUCGGUCAAACUUAUACCGUGGAAUGUCCAGAUGGCUGCGACAAUGCCGGCCCGGUCUGGGGCUGCGGCACGUUCCUUGACGACAGCUCAAUCUGCAAGGCAGCGAUUCUAAUGGGAAUGGCUUCGAAAGACAAGAGCUCAGUGGUAUCCUUUCAGUUAGUUGAGCCUCUGAUGCAAUAUCCUGAUUGCAAGAAGAAUGGCAUAUCAACAGACAGUUGGAUGUGGUAUGAGUGGAAGAAAGCGAGCAAAGUUGAUAAAGUCCAGAGCUACUGCCCUGCGGGAUGGCUCAAUACGCACACCAUAGACCAACCAUGCGAGGCUCUCCUAAGAAAGUAUCGAUGGGACUGUAAGAUCAGCCAUGACAUUGAACAUUGCUUUGGGGUGAGAGCAUUUCAAUUCGUCCAGGCAUCGACUCCUCCCUCCGUAAAUCCGCCUUCGGGACAAUUCAUCGGAACAGUGAAAGUAACUGUAACAGCUCCUGCUGGAGAAAGAAUUCUUUGCACCACCGAUGGAAGCGAUCCCAGAAUCUCGGAUGCAUUGUUUGACAACCUUGUUUCGGGACAACAAACAUUUGAGCUGAAAUCAGAGGGAAAGAACACUCUCAAGUGUCAAGCCAUCGCCAGCGGAUCUGCGGCAAGCAUCAUCAUCGUUCGAGAGUAUGAGGUCCUCACAAAGCUCCCUGCACCCUCGUUCGAUCCAAAUGGAGGGUCUUUUGUGGAAGAGGCUCUUGUCGUGAUCUCUUGCAGUGUUGCAAAUGUUGUGCUGAAGUACUACUUGGACGAGAACCAACCAUCCAUGGCAAAAGUGUAUAAUGGCCCCGUUCGAAUCCAAACGACUGGUAGCAAAAUAUUUGCGUAUGCAACUGGUCAUCCAAUUUUGAAAGAUAGUGACAUUUCAGCUUCCAAUAGUUUCUUCAUCCAAGCCAAAUCGCCAGGUAUAGCUUUGCCGGGCGCUAUUUCAGUUGGAUUUGCUAUUGUAAACGUCACGGUUCAGCGUCCUGAUGAGCAAGCUUUCUGCACGUCUGAUGGAAGUACACCGACCCGAUUAUCGAAUAGAUGUGAUCAACAUGGAAUCAUGGUGAUGAAUAACCAUGCUCGAGUCAAAGCUUUGGUUGUUGGCAACGAUGUUAUGCCAUCGAAUAUUACUACUUCAGACUUGAUAACGAUCCGAUCCUACGCUCCUGUGAUUGAACCAGACGGAGGUAGAUUUCAGGAUAUGGCCGAGGUUUCAUUGGACUAUCCAGCCCCUGGAUUGUAUAAGAUAUAUUUCACUCUGAACGGAAGGGAUCCUGACGCAAAAUCAUCAGAAUAUACCACAGCGAUUUCAAUCGUCGAAACGCGGACAAUUGUCAAAGCAUUUGCUAUCUCAGGAGACUUGGAGCCUAGCUUAAUUUCUGUGUCAGACCCAUACAUCAUUCUUUCACUAAGCCCAGCCUUGCAGCCCCCAGCAGGGCAAUACGUUGACCAAGUAACAGUGACCUUGAUAUGCACUGAUCCAACAGCAAAAAUUUUCUAUACGCUGGACGGGAGGGAUCCAAACACAAAUUCAGAUCAGUACAAAUCUCCCAUUGUGGUAAAAAAUAAUGGAACGUACUUGCGGGCAAUCUCAAAAAGCCCUAAAAAAGAUCCCAGCGAGAUAGUACAAGCUGAAUACUCAAUCAAAACAGCGACACCUCAAUUGACAGGAGCUGAGGGAGCUCACGAGACAGUAGCUGAAAUCCAUGCUACGUGCACAAGUCAGAAUGCAAAACUGUAUUAUACCUUGGAUGGAAGUAUACCAAAUCAAUUUUCGCAGCGAGCACAAAACAACAAAAUUCAAGUAAAAGCAACUGGAUCUCAAGUCAAAGUAAUAGCCAUCAGCGACAGGAAAGAAGCAAGCGAUGUAGUCACCACAGACACCAUCGUUGUAUCUACGGCUAUACCAACGAUAAUACCAAAUGGAGGAGAUUUUGUUGACGUCGCGACUGUCAGCAUAUCCAGCGCAACGCCAGGGGCAGAGAUCUACUACACCCUCGACGGCUCGACCCCCACCGCCCAAUCAAGAAUGUACGUCGCGCCUGUUCUCGUGGAGUCGACGGACGUGGUCGUCAAGGCCAUGGCGAGGCAUCACCUGCUGGAGGACAGCGAGGUCAUCAGCUCGGAUGUCUUCCACGUUCAUGCCUCGGUGCCGACGUUCGAGCCUGACGGAGGCUCGUUCGUAGAAAGCGUCGAGGUGACCAUCUCGUCCGCCACUCCGGGCGCUGAGAUCCGAUGCACGACCGACGGGUCCGAGCCGUCUGAGACCACCAGCGUGUGUCAGAACCCCGUCACCAUCUCGACGACAGGAGCGGUCAUCAAGGCGAUCGCGACCAAGCACGAGCUCUCGCCGAGCGAGGUCGCGGUGCUGCAGGCGCCGUUUGUGAUCAAGGCGAUGGCGCCAUCGUUCUCGCCGGACGGGGGGACGUACGUGGAGUCGGUGAAGGUGACGCUGUCGUCGCAGACCGCGGGGUCUCGCAUCUACUACACCCUGGACGGCUCGACGCCGACGGCAGAGUCCAAUCUGUACGGCGAGCCGAUCGAGCUGGAGGGGACCGGCACCGUCGUGCGGGCGGUGGCAGUUGCAGAAGGGAAGGCCCCGAGCGAGGUAGCAGAGUCGCGGGAGUACGUGAUCGAGACGUCGCCGGUAGAGUACGAAGCGUCGGGAGACGCGUGGGGAACGGCGACGGCGUCGGAGAAAGGCUUCAUCGAGGAGGCCAAGAUCACGAUGACGAGCAAGACUCCAGGAGCUCAGAUCUACUACACCAUGGACGACAGCAACCCGACCGUGUCGUCGACACGAUACGACGGGGUGGCCGUGGUUGACAAGGUCUACGGAGAGCGCGUCGUCAAGGCCAUCGCCGAAGCGCCAGGGAAGGCCCCCAGCUCGGUGACCACGUCGGUGAUCUUCGACGUGUUCCAGCGGGAGAAGAAGCCGCGGCUGCUGCCGGACGGCCCCGGGCCCUACGUCACGAGGGUCAAGGUCAGCAUAGAGGCCCAGCCAGGCGACUCGGUACGCUACACCACCGACGGGUCAGACCCGUCGAGCUCGAGCACGGCAGAGGAGUACAAGGAAGGCUUCGACAUUGACGCCAUCGGGGUCACGGAGGUGCGGGCGGUGGCAUCCAAGGCAGGGAUGGCGGACUCUCUGCCGAUGGUGCAGAGCUACACAGUCCUCGAGCAGGUCAAGACGCCCACCAUCAGCCCAUCGUCGGGGCUCUUCACUCACGAGGUCGACAUCACCCUCGCCUGCGCGACGCAGGGGGCCUCCAUCCACUACACCACUGACGGGAGCGAGCCCAACGCUGCGUCCCCGGUCUACACGGGCCAGCCGAUCACCCUGACAGACGACGGGACAAGACAACAGUCUUUCGAGGUGAAGGCGAUAGCGAUCAAGGCUCCGAGCAUGGGAGACAGCGAGGUGGCUCAGUCGGGCGCCAUCACGGUACAGCCGCAGGUCAUGACGCCGGUGAUAGAGCCGGCAGCUCCAGGACCGUACGAGGACGGGGUGAACGUGACUAUCUACUGCAACACCCCCGGGUCAACCAUCUACUGGACAGACGACGGGUCCACGCCUACGAAAGAGUCCAACGUCUACACAGGCGGCAGCAUCGCCGUCAAGCAGACGGGGGUCGAGAUACGGGCAGUCCCGAAUAUGGGGGACUCGGAAGUAGUUUCUUCUCCAUCGCCAGGGGCAGAGAUCUAUUACACCCUCGACGGCUCGACCCCCACCGCCCAAUCAAGAAUGUACGUCGCGCCUGUUCUCGUGGAGUCGACGGACGUGGUUGUCAAGGCCAUGGCGAGGCAUCACCUGCUGGAGGACAGCGAGGUCAUCAGCUCGGAUGUCUUCCACGUUCAUGCCUCGGUGCCGACGUUCGAGCCUGACGGAGGCUCGUUCGUAGAAAGCGUCGAGGUGACCAUCUCGUCCGCCACUCCGGGCGCUGAGAUCCGAUGCACGACCGACGGGUCCGAGCCGUCUGAGACCACCAGCGUGUGUCAGAACCCCGUCACCAUCUCGGCGACAGGAGCGGUCAUCAAGGCGAUCGCGACCAAGCACGAGCUCUCGCCGAGCGAGGUCGCGGUGCUGCAGGCGCCGUUUGUGAUCAAGGCGAUGGCGCCAUCGUUCUCGCCGGACGGGGGGACGUACGUGGAGUCGGUGAAGGUGACGCUGUCGUCGCAGACCGCGGGGUCUCGCAUCUACUACACCCUGGACGGCUCGACGCCGACGGCAGAGUCCAAUCUGUACGGCGAGCCGAUCGAGCUGGAGGGGACCGGCACCGUCGUGCGGGCGGUGGCAGUUGCAGAAGGGAAGGCCCCGAGCGAGGUAGCAGAGUCGCGGGAGUACGUGAUCGAGACGUCGCCGGUAGAGUACGAAGCGUCGGGAGACGCGUGGGGAACGGCGACGGCGUCGGAGAAAGGCUUCAUCGAGGAGGCCAAGAUCACGAUGACGAGCAAGACUCCAGGAGCUCAGAUCUACUACACCAUGGACGACAGCAACCCGACCGUGUCGUCGACACGAUACGACGGGGUGGCCGUGGUUGACAAGGUCUACGGAGAGCGCGUCGUCAAGGCCAUCGCCGAAGCGCCAGGGAAGGCCCCCAGCUCGGUGACCACGUCGGUGAUCUUCGACGUGUUCCAGCGGGAGAAGAAGCCGCGGCUGCUGCCGGACGGCCCCGGGCCCUACGUCACGAGGGUCAAGGUCAGCAUAGAGGCCCAGCCAGGCGACUCGGUACGCUACACCACCGACGGGUCAGACCCGUCGAGCUCGAGCACGGCAGAGGAGUACAAGGAAGGCUUCGACAUUGACGCCAUCGGGGUCACGGAGGUGCGGGCGGUGGCAUCCAAGGCAGGGAUGGCGGACUCUCUGCCGAUGGUGCAGAGCUACACAGUCCUCGAGCAGGUCAAGACGCCCACCAUCAGCCCAUCGUCGGGGCUCUUCACUCACGAGGUCGACAUCACCCUCGCCUGCGCGACGCAGGGGGCCUCCAUCCACUACACCACUGACGGGAGCGAGCCCAACGCUGCGUCCCCGGUCUACACGGGCCAGCCGAUCACCCUGACAGACGACGGGACAAGACAACAGUCUUUCGAGGUGAAGGCGAUAGCGAUCAAGGCUCCGAGCAUGGGAGACAGCGAGGUGGCUCAGUCGGGCGCCAUCACGGUACAGCCGCAGGUCAGGACGCCGAUGAUAGAGCCGGCAGCUCCAGGACCGUACGAGGACGGGGUGAACGUGACUAUCUACUGCAACACCCCCGGGUCAACCAUCUACUGGACAGACGACGGGUCCACGCCUACGAAAGAGUCCAACGUCUACACAGGCGGCAGCAUCGCCGUCAAGCAGACGGGGGUCGAGAUACGGGCAGUCGCCGUCGCAGACAAGAUGGCCGGCAGCGAGGUCGCAAGCUCAGGCGUGUACGACGUCACAGCGGCGAAGCCAAGCAUCAAGCCGGACGGAGGAGAUUUUGUAGACGUCGCGACUGUCAGCAUAUCCAGCGCAACGCCAGGGGCAGAGAUCUACUACACCCUUGACGGGUCAGUUCCAACUGAGCAAUCGUCGAGGUACACAGUUCCGAUCUCCUUGUUCUCGUCUGCUCGUGUCAGUGCCAUCGCGUUCAGCCCUGGAGUGUUGGCGAGUCCUGUCGUGUUGUCCGAGGCUUUCAGGAUCCUACCGCACCCUCCCUUGUUCUCCUCGUCCGGCGGUUUCUUCCUAGACGAGGCCAAGGUUUAUAUGUGGAGCCCAACCAAAGGACGAAAUUCGCUGUACCACCGACGGUUCGAUUCCUACUCUAGACACUGCCGUUUGCCCUUCGUCUCUGACGAUCCGUCGAUCUGCUUGGUCAAUUCAACAUCGAUCUUUUACAUCAAGACAAGUACCCCCAUGUUGUCCCAGAACGGCGGGGAGAUCGAUGAUUCGGCCUUCAUCAAUUUCAUCCAUCCCUCCAAGGACGCCAAGUUCUUUUGUACUUUCAAUCAGCUUCUGCCCAAAGAGCAGUAUGCUCCGUGUGGAAGCUCAGUCUACGUGAAUGAGACAGGGACUGUCUUGUCGUUCUAUGCAGCAGUCGACGGGCAGAUAGCCAGCGCCAUCAGUCACUCGCUCAAGUUCAUCGUCAUGGCUGGCAAGUGCACUUUCUUCGCCAUCGGCAAGUUCAUGCCGGGAGCGAAUCAGACGUAUCGGAUCGAGUACUUCGUGGACGAGGCCUGGGUGAUCAUCGGCUCGCGCACUCCGGGAGCGAAGAUCAUGUACAUCACGAACAAGAUGUCUUGGUACUCGUACGACCCGGAGGAGAAGCAGGACUGCUGCUACGGCUACCACAACUUCUACAAGCCCAUACAAAUCUGGGCCAAGGGAUACCCGACGGUCAUCACGGCGGUGGCCUCGGCUCCGGGCAAGACGAGGUCAAGAACAUUCUUGUCGCCCUUGUACAAGCUCUUUGAGCAGCUGAGAGACCCUGUGAUUGAGCCUGCUGGGCCUGGGCCCUUCAAGGACCUCGUCGAGGUAGACCUCCUCCUCCCCAUCAUCAUCAUCAUCAUCAUCAUCGUCGUCGUCAUACUCACGCUGCCCCCGCAGGUCUCAAUCGGAAGAAUCAAAGCAGGAAGCGUCCCGGUCGUGGUACGAUACACGCUGGAUGGGUCAGAGCCAUCGUGCUCGUCGGGAAUCGUCUACACGAAGCCGAUUUUCAUCAGCAAGAUCGGGGAAACAACGUUAAGAGCCAUCGGAUGUGCGCCCCCGGUGGACAUGGGAACUGACGAGUCUGCGUUGAGCAAGAAUGGCUACACGGACUCGCGCGUGGUGACAACGAGCUACAUUGUACAAAAGAGCUCAUAG
Messenger RNA from Guillardia theta CCMP2712, 7056 nucleotides. RefSeq lists its product as hypothetical. The record is from RefSeq and is a predicted model, not a curated record. NCBI's taxonomy places the organism in Eukaryota, Cryptophyceae, Pyrenomonadales, Geminigeraceae. The transcript is spliced from 10 exons. The coding region runs from base 1 to 7056 and encodes 2351 amino acids.